AUGGCCGACGCGGAGGUCGAAGGGGUUCCCCCACUUCUCGCGGCGGGCGUGCCCAUGCUCAAGGUGUCGAGCAAGAAGAUCAAGCCAGUGACCGUUCGCCUCACCGACACGGCGAUCACCUGGCCCUCGCUCAAGGGGGGACGAGCUAGCACAGACUCCACAGUAGCUAACAAAGCAGUCGACAUCACGUCCAUCCGUGAGCUCCGCCUGGGGCAGUCCCCAACCGAUACGUACGACUCGAAGCGAUGGCUCACGAUCGUCUACGUCCGCGGCUCGGUCUGGAAGGUCAUGCACCUCAUCGCGCACACCGACGAUGUCUACGACCUGUGGGUUAGUGCCCUGCAAGGUCUCGUGUCCCAGUCGAGCGACAAGGUUGUGUCUGGCGCCGCACAUGGGCCCGCGACCGACCCCGAUCUGCUAUUCAUCCGUCAACUUUGGCCCGCCGGACAGAAGACACUGAACGAGGCGGCUGCAAAGGGACUAUGCGGAAAGCUGGGGCUGGACCUGACGCCAGAGGCGUUGAAGCGAUAUCAGUUUCCGAUCGACUCGGCCACGUUCCGCCAGCUUGUGCGAGACCUUCAGACGCGGCCCGACCUCGAUGACAUCUACGCUCAGCUCGCGCGUGACGGGCCGCUGAACAAGGCGCGCGUGAUCCGCUUCCUGACGCAGAUCCAGCGUGUACCUGAGUCGGAAGCCGAGACCAUCUUCGAACGCUACGCCGAGUAUCCCCCGGAACAGCUGGGUGUACAGGAGUCUAAGGAACUCCUCGCGGCCCCUGCACCCCGUGCGGUCAAGGUGCCUGCCGUGCCGCCGGCUCAGGCGGAGGUCAAGGUGGAGGCGAAGGGGGACAAUGACUCAAUACCGCAGGAGAAGGACACAGGGAACGGCUCGGCGCAGCACGACCAGGAGGAGAAGAAACCCGUCGUGGGUCUGUCCGUCGAGGGCGUUCCCGUGAACGAGAGCGAGGGUUCGACCACUCCGCAGACUCCCAACUCGGCCCGGGUGCAUGACGCGGUGCAGGCUGAGCAUGUGCUGCGCACGUCGAAUGUGGGAUGGAACGACACCGCCUCCGCAAGUCCGACCUCAACCGUUGCGGGAUGGUGGACGGCGCCCUCGUCGCCGUAUCCGGUUAGUCCAAGCGGUACGCUGAGUCCCAGCGGGACAGCCGUGCCUCCUUUUCCGGUCUCGCCGAUGUCGACAACGCCCUCGCUUCCCAGAGGAGAUCGUGGAGUAUGGGGCGCCGACGCAGUCAAGCUCUUCCUCUCGAGUCCGGAUAAUGUCUACUUCCCCGCCGCGGCGCAGGAUCUCUCCAAGCCUUUGACCGACUACUUCAUCUCGAGCAGCCACAACACGUACCUUGUCGCGGAGCAGUGGCGCGGAGCUAGUACCGUCGAGGGUUACGUGCGAGUGCUCCUCGGCGGCUGCCGAUGCGUAGAAAUUGACUGCCACGACGGCAACAGCGAACCAAUCGUGUAUCACGCCAAGACGAUCACAUCGAGCGUUGGCGUGCGCGACGUGUGCCAAGCUAUUAAGAAAUACGCCUUUGUCGCGUCGCCCUAUCCCCUCAUCCUUUCGCUUGAGGUGCGGUGUAACCUAGAGCAGCAGGACAAGCUGGCCCAGAUCCUUGUCGAGGAGCUCGGCGACCUGCUCGUGACCGAGCCGCUGGACAAUGUGGACGGCAUGCCGUCGCCCGAGCAGCUGAAGGGCCGUAUCCUCGUCAAGGCGAAGGGACCACCUUCCGGUGGCUCGAACCCGUCCUCCAUGCUAGUCCCCAUCCAAUCAAGCGGGAGCACAAGCAGCGGCGGAACGGGAGCAGCCUCGCUCUCGCCACCAGUGUUAUCCUCGUCUCCCCCGACUAUGGAUCGGACAGAUACGGACAGCACGACGGAGAGCGACGGCAGUAUCCUCCGCUUAGCCCGCAAGCUUUCCAUCAACACGCCCAAGGCCCCGGGGCAGUUCAGCAAGAAGCUCGUCGACCUCGCCGUCUACACCCAAGGCACCAAGUACCGCGGCUUCAGCAAGCUGGUGCACUACGCCUCGAACCAGAUGUUCAGCGUCAGCGAGCGGACCUCGAACAAGAUCCUCGCCAGUGGGCAAGCGAGCGAUUGGGUCAAGCACAACACGUCCCAUCUGUCGAGGGUGUAUCCGAAGGGAUCCCGCCUCAGUAGCUCCAACUACAACCCGAUCCCGUACUGGGAGGCCGGGGCGCAGAUGGUGUCCCUCAACUACCAGACGCUGGACCAGGGGACGAUCCUAAACCACGCUCUGUUUGCGCCGGGCGGAUACGUUCUGAAACCACCGUGUCUCCGCUAUCCCAAGAUCUACGAGCGCGAGGAGAAGAUCACGGUCAAGCUCACCAUCAUCUCGGCCCAGAGGCUGCCGCCCACGCCGGACUUGUAUGUCGAGGCGACGCUGCUCGGCCCAGACGACUACGAGGAGAGCGCGAAGACGCGGCGAAUCCACGAACCAACCUUGAAUCCGCGCUGGGACAGUUCUCUGUCCUUCACAAUCGUGACCAAGCCGAGCCUGCUCGCGCUCUCCUUCUUGCAUCUCGAGAUCAAGCAGAGCGGCAACGGGCUCGUCGCGCAGUGGAUCCGUCCCCUCGCCGAUUGCGGGAGGGGUUGGCGCUACCUCCCCCUCGAGGACGCGACGCGCUCCAAGUUUCUUUUCGCGAGCCUCUUUGUCCGCCUCGACAUUGAGAAUGACCAGCAGGUGCCCCUCCUCCGCCUCCCGAGCCCGCCGGAGCCCAAGAGCCCGCGCAAAUGA
This is a messenger RNA of Trichosporon asahii var. asahii CBS 2479, 2766 nucleotides long. Its product is annotated as phosphatidylinositol-specific phospholipase C. The transcript is spliced from 4 exons. NCBI's taxonomy places the organism in Eukaryota, Fungi, Basidiomycota, Tremellomycetes, Trichosporonales, Trichosporonaceae. Gene Ontology annotation, molecular function: phosphatidylinositol-4,5-bisphosphate phospholipase C activity. Gene Ontology annotation, biological process: phosphatidylinositol-mediated signaling; lipid metabolic process. The record is from RefSeq and is a predicted model, not a curated record. Bases 1 to 2766 code for a protein of 921 amino acids.